This is a messenger RNA of Plodia interpunctella (Indianmeal moth), 794 nucleotides long. Its product is annotated as chymotrypsin-like. NCBI's taxonomy places the organism in Eukaryota, Metazoa, Arthropoda, Insecta, Lepidoptera, Pyralidae. The coding region runs from base 3 to 743 and encodes 246 amino acids. The transcript is spliced from 3 exons. Gene Ontology annotation, molecular function: serine-type endopeptidase activity. Gene Ontology annotation, biological process: proteolysis. The record is from RefSeq and is a predicted model, not a curated record.
UUAUGUUUUUGAUUAUAUUUUACUUCGUCAUAUCUUUGAAACUCAACAAGUGUGUCGAUCCUUUCAUUACAGGCGGGGAACAUACAAAAUAUAGACAUUAUCCGCAUGCAGUAUUUUUAAUUGUACAUGGCGAUGGGGACCUUGUGUGUGGUGGGUCUGUUCUAAAUCAAGUCAUUGUCUUAACCGCCGCACAUUGUUUACACCCAUACGAAGACGUAAAACACAGAGGAAUUGAUGUUAAAUAUGGACACGAAUCGAUUGGGAAAAUGAAGACAACCCAUAUGAAACAUUACAUGAACCAUGAAAAGUAUGAUGAUGUAAAACUGAUUAAUGAUAUUGGUUUGGUACUGACAAAGAGCAAGAUACCAUUGGGUAUCGUCAAGAGGAUAAUUCUGUUGAGAAACCCGCCUCUAGUAGCAAAUGCAUAUGUGUCUGGAUGGGGGUAUGAUGAGUACGAAGACCUUCAGAAUACAUUAAAACACACUAAUGCAAAACUGCAGAACCUUGAAAUGUGCCGUGGUAUGGGCUGGAUGCCAAGAGGAGUCUUCUGCGCUGGCCCUUUCACUGGACAGGGCUCAGCCGACAGGGGUGAUUCGGGUGGUGGACUGAUAGUUCAGGACUAUAUACAGAUUGGUAUUGUAUCAUACAAAAUGCCGUCAAAAAGUUUGGUCGGCUACACGAACGUCUCGUACUAUUUGGACUGGAUACAAAACCAUACUGAAACCCUAUAUUGUGCUAAAUAAAGUAUUUUUUUAGUCGGCACUUUUAUAAAGCAUUUGCUUCAAUAAAGUGUC